Molecule: messenger RNA, 4462 nt
Organism: Thalassophryne amazonica
Lineage: Eukaryota; Metazoa; Chordata; Actinopteri; Batrachoidiformes; Batrachoididae
Gene: zbtb41
Product: zinc finger and BTB domain containing 41
Exons: 12
Coding region: 801-3578 (925 amino acids)
Biological process (GO): regulation of transcription by RNA polymerase II
Cellular component (GO): nucleus
Molecular function (GO): RNA polymerase II transcription regulatory region sequence-specific DNA binding; protein binding; DNA-binding transcription factor activity, RNA polymerase II-specific
Source: RefSeq, a predicted model, not a curated record
GUUCGGUUCCUUUUGCUGUGUCAUUACAUGAAGACAGCGAAGGAAGUGCUCAAAAUAUUAAAACGCGUUUUGAAUUUAGUUUUAUUAUUAACUACAUAAGCAUAUUAACAAAGUCUUUAGAAAGGCAAUGGUUGAAACGUCCAAUCGGGGGACAGCUUGUUAAGGCGUCCGACAUUUGCGGUAAGAGGAGAAGGUGGGGCGUUAAUGACAAUCAGGAAAUUACUGUUUUCCUUCGUUUUAGCUCUGUUUGCACAUGUCGAUUGGACUGGAAAAUGCUUUGUACUUUGUACCUGUAAUAUUGCGGUAGGAUAUUAAGCGAACUGUGGAUUUAUGCGUGGAUUUGCCGAGCAACAGUAAAGGUCGUUUGUCGACAUCUCCUCUGAAGGGUCCCGUCUGUCCCCACUGAAAACAGGGGUUCCUGAAGUGUUGACUGGUGGAUCAGCCAUCAUAAAUCUUGCACUUGGCAAAUUACCUCCCUGCUGAAGGUGACAGUCUUCUCCCAUGCCUUUACUACACCUCCAAUGGAACAAAAGACGCCUACUCAUGCCUCUGCCAAGACCUGGUGAUGCACCAUCACACUGUUAAAUGAAGAUGAAAAAAAAAAGAAAAUUAAUCUCCGUCCAGCUCUCUGUCACCAUUGAGAUUUAAUAGGAUCUUACUUUUGAUAAAGUAGAUCAUUUUGCCAAGUUUCAUGGACAUUCACUGAAAACAUUGUGGGGAAUUCUGCUAAAAGACAGCAGAAAGACACGGUUGUAACAAUUGGGAGAUCAUUUGUGAAUGGUCGCCCAUCGGAGUCACCAAUGGGAAAAAAACUUGGUAAUCAGCCUCUGCGUGUCAAGCACAGCAGGCAGAUGCGUUCCUCUGGAAAAUGUCCAACAGAGAUGAAUACUUUGUCCACCUCCGACCCCCCACCAAACUCUCAGCCUGUCCCGAAUGUAGUAUCUCAUCUGAGGCACUUGACUCUACCACAACACAAUCAAAAUCUCCUCAAGUUUCUGAAUGAGGACCGGACCCGGCAGAGGUUCUGUGAUAUCUGUGUGUCCGUGGGUGGUAAAGUCUACAGAGCCCACAAGGUGGUGCUGGCACAUGGAAGCAGCUACUUCCAUGCUGAGUUGUCAAAGAACCCGGGCACAGGACAUGUGACAUUGGACCAUGUGGAGGACUCAGUUUUCCAACACCUUCUUGGUUUUUUGUACACCUCGGAGUGUGUUGUUGCAGAAACAGAGCUACCGGCUUUAGCCAAAGCAGCACGGUUUCUGGACAUGAUGGAUGUAUUUAAGGUUCUUUGUGAAGCAGGGGGCAUCCACCCACUUCCUGGGAUCCAAACACAAACUGAAAAUAGUGGGUCUAAAACUGUGGAUAUUACCUCAAAUGACUCACCAGUGGUUGCCACAGUCAUCCAAACCCAACACGGUGUUCAGCCGUUCCUACCUGAUAGUAGCAAUGAACUACUGCAGGCAAAGCUGAUGGAGGCUGAGAAGGUGUCAGGCCAGAAAAGUGGUAGCAUGCGGAGGUCUGCUCGCAGGACAAGAACUCCCACUAAGUACAAGGGAGAUGAUGUCUCCCAACCUGAGGAAAAACAAAGAACUGUGUCAUCCAAAAAGCAUACAGUUGAAGCAGUGGGCAUAUCAGUAGAGAUACCCGUGGAAGCAGUCACCAUAGUUCUGAGCAAGGAACAUAAAUCAGUUCAGGGAGAAGAUAUAGAAGAUGUGGAUGAAGAAGAGGAAGGCAUGAAUGAGGAGCUGGAAGCCCCGAAGAAACAUUCUGAUGGUUGUGAAGCAGACAAGGCAGCAGGUCUGCAGAGUUCAGGUGCAGAAACCAAAGAAGACCAGAUAGUUCAAGAGGGGGAUUUGCAUGUGGCAGCAGCAGGAGGAAGCUCCAACCAUAAACCAAGUUACCCCAAGGAUCUGGCUCCUGUCAUCAUUGAAACAUCCAGCAAGAAGAAUCUCAAGUGUCCAAAAUGUGACAAGGUUUUUGACCGUAUAGGGAAGUAUGAGAGUCACACCAGAGUGCACACGGGAGAGAAACCUUUCCAGUGUGACAUCUGUCUUCAGUGCUACUCCACCAAAUCGAACCUAACUGUGCACAAGAAAAAGCACGUCGGUGAUGCUCCCUUUCAGAAGAAGGAGCAUAAGUGCUCCUUCUGUAACAAACUCCAUGCCAGCAAGAAAACCCUGGCCAAGCAUGUCAGGAGGUUUCAUCCAGAUCACAUCCAAGAAUUUCUUAGCAAGAGGAAGAAAAAAAGUGAAGUCUGUAAAUGUGCUAUUUGUCUGAAGACGUUCACCCGAAGGCCUCAUCUGCAGGAGCACAUGAUCCUCCACACUCAAGACCGGCCCUUCAAGUGUUCCUUCUGCGAUGAAUGCUUCAAGUCCAGGUUUGCCAGGCUGAAGCAUCAAGAAAAGUACCAUCUAGGUCCAUUCCCAUGUGAAAUUUGUGGCAGGCAGUUUAAUGACACAGGAAACAGAAAGAGACACAUUGAAUGUACACACGGGGGCAAAAGAAAGUGGACGUGCUUUGUUUGUGGGAAAUCAGUCAGAGAAAGAACAACCUUGAAGGAGCACCUGAGGAUCCACAGCGGAGAGAAGCCGCAUCUCUGUAGUAUCUGUGGCCAAAGCUUUCGUCACGGCAGCUCAUACAGACUCCAUCUCAGAGUUCACCAUGACGACAAGCGCUAUGAGUGUGUGGAAUGUGGGAAAACCUUCAUACGUCAUGAUCACCUGACCAAACAUCAGAAAAUACACUCUGGUGAAAAAGCACAUCAGUGUGAAGAAUGUGGGAAGUGUUUCAGGCGCCACGAUCAUCUGACGGUCCACUACAAAAGUGUACAUCUGGGAGAGAAAGUUUGGCAGAAAUAUAAAACAGCUGUGCAUCAGUGUGAGGUUUGCAAGAAGGAAUUCAAAGGAAAAUCCAGCCUAGACAUGCAUUUCAGGACCCACUCAGGUGAGAAGCCCUACAAUUGUCCUGAGUGCCACCAAACAUUUCGGAUCAAGAAGACCUUGACAAAGCACAUGGUAAUUCAUUCAGAUGCCCGUCCCUUUAACUGUCCCCACUGCAACGCCACUUUUAAAAGGAAAGACAAGCUGAAGUAUCACGUGGACCAUGUGCACAGCAACAGGUUUCCUGCGCAGCCUGUCGGGAGACUGUCUGAGGACAAAACUGUCUCACUUACAUUUGAGGAAACUCCAAAGGUAUAUUGCGCUGCACCCAAAUCAGCCCAGCAGAACAACCCCACUUCCACCAACAUCUGUGUGCCCGUCACUAUAGUUCCUGUCCAGAUUACGGGAGUCUCCAUAGUUCAGGGUGACUUGAGCAAUCAUGGGACAUCAACGCUGACGUCCCCAUCACACAGUGUGAACAUGCAGGCUCAGGGGCAGCAGCAGAACUCCGGGUACCAGCCCACCACAGAACUCACCUUCUUAGAGAGGUUCACCCUGAACCCCCAGUCCACCAAUGUUGUCAACCCUGUGAGGCCAGAUCAUAUGUUGGACCCCCGAGAGCAGUCUUACUUGGGCACGUUCCUGGGAUUAGAUUCAGCUUCAGCGGUGCAGAACAUUUCCAACUCUGAUCACCCGCAAUGAUGCCCAGAGACGGAUGCAAACCUGAUUUUAUAUAAAUAAACUGAAACUACAGCAUACACCUCGGCCAGGUCAUCAAGUGUUUUCAGACACCUUCUUUGGCCUGGUGGCCGAAAAGAGAAUUCCAAAUAUAUAUUUUGGGAUAUAAUAAUGCUCAUUUUUUAAUGAAAGGAAGCAGGUUGUGUGAAUUUGAACACAGCAUUAUUAUGAAUUAUUAUUAAAUGCAAAGCCAUGACUGUAAAUGGAAGACGCUCAACAAAAAACCCAAGAAAUUGUGAAAUGAAAUUUUUAGAUUUUCAUUCAUGUUAUAAAAAAUAAGUUGCUUUUCUUGGGUUAAAUGUUUCCCUUUUUUCAUUAUUUCUAGCUUUGUUUUUACUAGUAAUUAUUUUGUUGUUUUUGUUUUAAGGACAGAUUUGUCUUUGCGGAGCCCUGUGGGGCAUAUUGACAGGAUUUUACUAUAACUCAUUCAGAAUAGCAGAAUAACUUAUCAAAAUUUGGUAUUGCUGUUUUACUUGAUGAAUCGCAGCAAACAUAUGACCAGCGUAUUCACAUACAAAUGCUGUCGUAGGGAAGCACUUUUAAUUUUUGGAAGAUGCAGAGUGGAUUGUAUACUGUUUAAAAAAAAAAAAAAAGAUUGGUACUGCUUUUAAACUCAUUGUUAAUUUCAAAAUAAAACUGCUGUCAUUUUAGAGUACAAAUGAUUGCAUUUUAGCUUUUCACAGAAUAACUAUUGUUCUCCGUUAGAAUUUCUGUGACACACGUUAAUUAUGCUGUGUAGACCUACAUAAUUUUAUAAUGAAUUGUGUGAUGUCAUUCAUGAUCGCCUAUAAAAUGUGUGGCCAAACUCAUGCUUAUCUGUGAUCACUUUAUGGUUAAGUUAGAAAAAA